GAGAGUCACUUGGGGCAGAAUCGAAGAAAUCUCGUUUGUUUUCCUUUCUUUCUCUCUCGCGCGGAGAGUGACGUCACAGGGACGCACAGAUUCGGGAAGGAGGUUUUAAAUCAGCAUGUGCGGGGGCUGCGUGAAGACGGAGUACCCGCCUCGGGGUACUACUUGCUUGGAGAAUGGAUCUUAUUUAAUGAACUAUGUUGGUUGUAUUGAAUGCAAAACACGGGAUUUUGUGAUGAUUGUGAACAAAGCAACAGAAGAAGAGGAUGGAGAGGAAAUUAUCACUUAUGAUCAUGUAUGUAAGAAUUGUCACCAUGUGAUAGCCAGGCAUGAAUACACUUUUGGUGUGGUGGAUGAUUACCAGGAAUACACCAUGCUAUGCAUGCUCUGUGGGAGGGCAGAAGAUUCUAUCAGUAUCUUGCCUGAUGAUCCUCAUCUGAUGACUCCAUUGUUCUGAAGUGCCUUGAUUUGAUUUUUCUCAGCUAUUGUAUCCUGUGCUAAAUGACCGAACCUCAUGGAAUAUGACAUUUACAGAACACAAAAGCCGACUGCUCAGUCCAUGUGGGAAGUCAAGUGGUAUGGGGUCAAAAAAUGGUAUCUUAGUUUACUAUCAUCAGAAGUGAUCUCUGCAAGCUAAAGGAAGAGAGAGAAAAAGUUUCAUUUGCUGAAAGCUUCAUAGAAAAGGCAGAACCUCUGCCUGCUGCUUUGGGUCUUUAAUGUUUUUUACAAGUCAGAAUGCUGUGGUCAGUGUUAUUGGCAUCGUAGGGAAUGCUGUGUUUUGCAGAAAGCUUUAAAAAGGAUCAAAACAGGAGUACCUUUUUGUGACUGUCUACCCCAGUGCAAUACCAACCAGUGCCCCCAGCUCUCCUAUUUGAAAGAGGACUCCCUAAAAGGAAAGCAUUCUGAUCUGCAGGAGAUGCAAAAAAUGUAUGAGAAAUGUUAUUGUUCUUGCAAAGGUGUUAGGGGAAAAUUGCCUUUUCCAAAGCCAUCCAGCACACUAUGUAGAAAUAGAGAAAAGGCAAAACCAGGUUACUUGAGGGAUCGUCUCAUCCCACUGGGAUUGGCCUGUGCCAUUUGUGCCAGCAGAGGAGGCAUGCUGCGGGCCCUGUCAGCCUGAUAAUUCCAGCUGGCAGGGUCCAGGAGGAGGGCCUUCUCUGCUGUUGCUCCUGCCCUCUGGAACAUCUCCUCCCCCCAUGUGAGGUUGGCCCUUUUUGUAAAGGCCUAAAAAUGUAGCGGAACAGCGCAAUGGAGGUGGUUGGUUGAAUAAUAAUGGAUCCCACCUCUCCUCCACAUACACCCCACGCUUCCCAUGUGUCCUUGGUUUUAAUGUCUGAUUUUAACUUACGUUUUAACUAUAUAUAAUUGUAAGCCGCCCAGAGUUACCCUAUGGUAAGAUGGGUGACCAAUAAAUUUAAUUAAUUAUUUAACAGAAAGCUUUAGAGAAGGAUAGUACUAGUCCGUGUUUCUCGGCUGUUUCUGUGCCCCAAAUGAAAGAAGACUCCAUUUUCUUUCCAAGUUUUCCAGAAUGUAUGGUUGACUCAUAGGACAGUCAUGUAGCUUCACGCUCAUUAGAAAAGGAACAGAUGAAGAAAUCUUGCUGAUUCUAAUCUAAAUAAUUGCAUUGAUGUGAACUUCCCAAGCCAUGGGAUACAUGCCCUCUGAUAUGCUAAAGGCAGUUCCUGAGUCAAAGGGGGAAAUUAUCUUUUGUAUUGGCACAUCAUAUAUUGGGUGAUUUGUUUAUAAAGUAAAUGAAACAAAGCUGAAAAAAAGUUGGCAUUAUGGUACUUGUUUGCUUGGAUUUCCUUUAUCAAUAGGACCUUCAUUAAUUUCAUUGGGAAAGAUACACAUCAGUUCAGAAGAUCAGAAAAGGGUAACUUUUUCACAGAACUGUAUUUGAUUCAGCAAGGCUGCCUUCUGCUGUUCGUUGAUGGUGCCAGCCUGUGGUAUAUGGCCUAUUUCAAUUAGGAUUUCACUGUGAAAUUAGGUAGGGAGAGCUGAUCUGAGACUAAUUAAACUGAAGUUUCAUCUUUAAGGAACUUAGUCAAGGGCCAUAAAUCUUUAGCCACUGAACCGUUUUUUGAAUGCAAAUUACCUUAAACUGCUAUCAGCAAAUGUAAGCUUCAGUUCUCCUAUGUAAAAUUAGAAAGGGACCUGGUGUCUGCUAAUGGAUUCUAGAAGCAUUCCUCUCUAUGGAAAUUGGUCCUUUUAGAAAGACUGUACUGAUCCUGAUAGUGGUAUCUGCCCUUACUGUAACUUGCAUUAGCAAACUUCUCUGAUGUGGAUUGGAUGACUGCUUUUUGCCAAAGAUUUUGAAGAUGAUGCAUGAUUACUUUGCCUGCCCAAUGAAGCAACUAGGAACUGAUUUUUAACUGCAAGACUAAAACUAAAACGGGUCAUCUUGCCAAGCUAUUUAUGAGCAUAGAAUAUCAAACACUCAAGGCCAGUUGGCAUGGUAAAUCGGUGGAAGGAAUAGCUCUAUAAUUGCCAGACACUGGAAAUAAAUUAUAAGACUGUCACUUUGGGAAGUAUAAUAGAUCUUGUAACGCAAUUCUGGUUACAUACUUAAUUACAAUUUGACCUAAACUGGUAUUGUUGAUAAUCUGCUAUCUAAAUUAUUGAAAUGUGCAAAAAAUAUUUGAAUGUAUUUAGAAGUUUGUUGUGAAAUUAAGAUUUCUUUAUUCUUUUUGUUAGUUAAGAUAGUGAGCACGGGUAAUAAUUGCUAACCUGCUCGACAUCGCUAAUGCGUGCUGAAAGCAUCGAGGGACAUAUACAUACUUGGUGGUGGUGGCGCUGGGUGAAGGCGGCCGUAUGCGGGGUGUGGGGUGGUGGUAUCGGGUGCGACGGAAUUAGGGCCGUUCCGGAGGACACAGCGGCAGCACCUUCCAGAACACGCUGAAGACCAAUUACGCCCCUAAAAGAGGGGCGUGGUAAUAAACAAGGGCGCGGUCCUAAUGAGUUAAUGGAAAGAUGGGCUAUAUAAACGCCCCAUUCUUGGUGUAACGUAGCGCCGAUUUCAGUCGUGUUUACAAAUCACAGUGUGUAGCCGGAUGCGGAUGCGAAUAAACCAGCGUGCCAAAAAGAGCUGAAUAAGGCUGUAGCUGUGUUUUGAUUGCGUCUCGCACGGCAUUCCUGAGAUAUAGAUGACUUUAAUUUUUGUCAAGAGAGCAUACAGCAUACAUAUUAUCCUCUCUUAAUGACCACAAUUGAGCCUGGAAUUUUGAUUGUAAGUCAUUGUGGUCAUUAAGGGAGUCAUCAUGUGACCUGACUUGCGUUUAUGAUCGUUUUUACAGUCAUUGUCAUUUAGCAAAUCCAUUCUCGCAAGUGGGUGUUUUUGCCAGAACCAGAAAUCAGCCAAAAAACCUUGCAAAUUGCGGUCACAUGUCUCUGGGAUGCUGCAACUGGUCAUAAAUGCAAGCCGUUUGUCAAGCAUCUGAAAUUCGAUCAUAUGAUUAUGGGGUGUGGCUGUGUACAGCAGUCAUAACUGUGAGGACGUGUUGUACAUAACUUUUUGGUUCCUUCAUAAGUGAAUGGUCGUUAAGUGAGGUUCUUUGUGCUAAAAUAAAGGUAAGUGAAACCAAUUGAGUCCAUUGUGUCUGAGCCUUGGAAGACUAGCAGCAUCUUAGGCAGGAUCACAGAUUGUUUCAGACAAAACUUCCUAACCAUCCACAUUGCUUGGUGAUAAUUUUAUCUUAAAAUUGUAUUGAUCUCAGUUCCUGGAAUGUUGGAGAAAGUGGAAUCACUAAUGAGAGUAAUGGGUUUAUUUUUUUAACUUAAAAGGAGCCCCUUUAGGACCUGACCUUUUGCUUAAAACCAUUAGGCACACAUUUGUUUUUGUUCUUAUGUUUUGCACUUGGUGCUUAAGAAGAAAUGUUUCUGGCAGCAAAUCAAAAUCUGUGAAGAGACUUGGAUUACUUUUCUUCUCUUGGCAUUUCAGAGUGUGUGAAGACUCCUGAAAACUCUCAGUUCAACAUUAGAAGGGACUGAUUCAAGAAUUAAGGCUUGCAGCUAUUCACUGUAUUCCGUGUCGGAAGGAUGGCUUAUGGUGUCCAUAUUGUAUUACUUUAUAUACUCCCAAAGUGAUGGUGGCAGAUUUACUGAUUUUAAUUUUAAUGGAGAACAAUUGAGCCAGCCUGCAAAAGCUGGACUUGCUCUUUAUGGUCCCCAACCUUUGUGGCCCGGUGGGUGAGGAAGAGGGGAACUGGGCCAUGUGAGUGGCGGACCGGCACACGUGUACAUGUGCAACUCCACUCACAUGAGCGGCAGGCUGGUGCACAUGUAUGUGCAUGCCAGGCAACCACUUGUAUGAGAUCUCAAUAUUCAUUAUUUCAUCCUUAUUGGAGAUUCUUUUAUAACUGAUUUUGGUGUUACUUUUUCUGGAAUGCAUUAGAAAGACCAAUGAAGUGAAUGGAGUUACAUUCAUGGCACAGUAAGACUGAAAUUCCAUGCACAAUUACAGGAGUAAGUUUAAUUGAAUUUAGUGGGACUUCUGACUAUGAUUGUACUGUAUAGUGAUAUCUCAUUAAAUUAGCUGGAAAUGAUUAUUUCCUCCCAUUUUUAAACACAGAUUAAUGUGGCCUUUUUGUGGAAAAAUUAAGAGUAUUAAAAAUGAAGAUAUUCCUUGACGGGAAGAGAAUGCCCUGCAGAUCUUGAGUCCCAGAACCAUAUCACAGUGUGAGCUUCUUCUAUUUCCUAUAAUACGUUCACCUGAAGACACUGAUAAAAACUAUUUUGUAUCCUUAUUAUUCAACCAUAGUGUUAUUGACAAAAGUGGGAGAAACUAGAAGGUAAAUUUUGAUAUGCUUGGCUAGAUCGCUCAUAUCAGUAAUGGUGGAGUAUAUUGUUUGAUUGGAUCGAACAACAGUCUCCUAGAGAAGCUAGUUUUUCCUUUACUUUCAAUACAACCUCUGAUUAAUUAUUUAGGAAGGAGAGAAAAAGAACAGUCCCUUGUAAUGAAUUUUAAUCAGGAGAGUCUGUCUUUCAAACCAUCCUCUUUGCAAUUAACUCUGCAGAUACUCUGAGAUCAAAGAUGUUGUUUAAGUAUGUAAUAUGUGUGUUACAAGGCAUUGCUGGAUAUACUCCACUGAAUUUAAUAGGAAUUCUGUGGUUGUUGCUAUCCAUGUGCUCCCUAUUCUUCCCAUUUUCCAAUUAAACUCUUCAUCCUUGUGUUAUUUUUAUUGGGGGUUUUUUAAUGCAAGUUCCUUAUAGUUCAGAGGUUUGGUGGUAACAAAUUUGUAAAAUAAAUAAACUAAACUAUA
Messenger RNA from Pantherophis guttatus, 5252 nucleotides. RefSeq names its product churchill domain containing 1 (gene CHURC1). NCBI's taxonomy places the organism in Eukaryota, Metazoa, Chordata, Lepidosauria, Squamata, Colubridae. Gene Ontology annotation, biological process: multicellular organism development; fibroblast growth factor receptor signaling pathway; positive regulation of DNA-templated transcription. The record is from RefSeq and is a predicted model, not a curated record. Gene Ontology annotation, molecular function: zinc ion binding.